UAUAAAAGCGAAGGCAAAGGGGGGGUUUGGAGCACAGAGCGGUUUGGUCGUUCGUUGGACGGUCUUCUUUUCUUGGUCGGCGACUGCGGCUCUUCAUUGGGCAGCAGGAGCGGCGCGGCGGUCGGAGAAGCGGUCUAAGACUUCGACAUUGGGUAAAAGAAAAUGGCUCGAACCAAGCAGACUGCCCGUAAAUCCACGGGUGGGAAAGCGCCCCGCAAACAGCUGGCCACUAAAGCCGCCCGGAAAAGCGCCCCUUCUACCGGUGGGGUGAAAAAACCUCAUCGCUACAGGCCCGGGACCGUAGCGCUUCGGGAGAUCCGUCGUUACCAGAAAUCCACCGAGCUUCUGAUCCGGAAGCUGCCUUUCCAGAGGUUGGUGAGGGAGAUCGCCCAGGAUUUCAAAACUGAUCUGAGGUUUCAGAGCGCCGCCAUUGGCGCGCUUCAGGAGGCCAGUGAAGCGUACCUGGUGGGUUUAUUUGAAGAUACUAAUCUGUGUGCCAUCCACGCUAAGAGAGUCACCAUCAUGCCCAAAGACAUCCAGUUGGCUCGCCGGAUACGGGGAGAGAGAGCUUAAGUGAAGGCAGUUUUUAUGGUGUUUUGUAGUAAAUUCUGUAAAAUACUUUGGUUUAAUUUGUGACUUUUUUUGUAAGAAAUUGUUUAUAAUAUGUUGCAUUUGUACUUAAGUCAUUCCAUCUUUCACUCAGGAUGAAUGCGAAAAGUGACUGUUCACAGACCUCAGUGAUGUGAGCACUGUGGCUCAGGAGUGACAAGUUGCUAAUAUGCAGAAGGGAUGGGUGAUAUUUCUUGCUUCUCAUGAUGCAUGUUUCUGUAUGUUAAUGACUUGUUGGGUAGCUAUUAAGGUACUAGAAUUGAUAAAUGUGUACAGGGUCCUUUUGCAAUAAAACUGGUUAUGACUUGAUCCAAGUGUUUAACAAUUGGGGCUGUUAAGUCUGACCAUACAUCACUGUGAUAGAAUGUGGGCUUUUUCAAGGGUGAAGAUACAAGUCUUAACCACAGUGUAACUUACAGUUUCCUUAAAAAAGAAAAGAAAAAAAAAAAAAAAAGUAAACUUGGCAGCUAUAGAAUACACUAUGUGCAUUUAUAAUAGCUAUUUUAUAUAUUGUAGUGUCAACAUUUUUAAAUUAAAUGUUUUACAUUCACAUGUGGUGGGGAGUCUUGUCAUUAAGGUGUGUGUAAUUUAAAGUCCAGUUGGUUUUCUCCUAACUAGACUGCACUUGUUUUCAUAAUAGUAAAAUGCUUUGCAAAUUAUACCUUGCAUAAGUCCUCAUUCUACCACAUGUUAACUAACCCUCUAGCUGAUUAAUGCAAACACUAAUGGGGGGAUUUUAUUUAUAAGGGCUCUAGACUAUAAUACAAGUUAUUCACACCAGCAUCAUCUGUUAUAAUAUUUAAACUAGUUAGUGCAGCUUUUCUUUGUGUAGUGGUUGUUCUCAUAACUAGGUUGAGUUUUUCUCUACCAAGAGGAAACAAUACCGAAGUUCUUUUCUUUGUGGAGUUUGUAUUAUAAUAACCCUUAGAGUAAACUUGCUGUGGGGGAGGGGCACACAACUCCAGCUUCUUGAACCUCUGCCAGUUAAGAUGGUGUCCAGUUAGGUUACAUCUGAUAACAUGGUCCUGGGAAAAUCACUUUAUAGAGAUGGCCUUCCAAGUGGUUUUAAAAAUUACCUUUCUAUUGAAAUCUUUAGGUCAAUUAUGUAUGUUGACUAAAUUCACAAAUAAACUUGUUUAUUCAACUAAGUGUCAAAAACCUACAUUGAAUAUACAAAGCUUAAAUAGAUACAUUAUCUUGAUUCUUUGUAUCCUGAAGUUUGAGCUUAGUUUAUACCUGGUUUUGCUCGGUAGACAAAGGAACCAUUUAUACACAAAAGUAAUAAUUUCUUUGUACAAGUUAUUUUAACACAAGUCCACAAGUAUAGAACUCUUUGUUGGUCUAAGCUGCUUUUUUUCAGUAUAAAGCUAGUUUUCUUGACCAGUGAUGGUCUGCUAUAUGCAUAGGAUCUAGAUGUCAGCAAGACAAGGGCACAAGAGCCACUGGUCAUCAGACAAGCAUUCUGGGUAUUUGAAGCUGGUAGCUAUAGAAAGAUAGUUGUGCCCUAAUAACGUAGCUUCUUUUUUAAAAAAAAAAUUGUUUGGUUUCAAAUUCAAGGGACUUAGGGAGAGAGGCAAGCUAGGAUAGGUUUGAUUCUUGGCAACUUAAUGAGCCUUCAUGAGGCAUCAAAGAUGGAGUCUGAUCUAUAACGAACUGGUUUUCUAGAAGGUUCAUCAUAACUAGCUCUGGAACAGUGACUUCCCAGUUCUGAUGAUCUCAACAUUGUGCUGCUGAAGGACAUUGGUGUGAUCCUGGACAGUGGAAUGUGCUGUGGAGUACCUCCACAGUGUCUGAGUACAAGUAGACUUUCACUAUGGUGAUGUCAGUUUGUUGAGUUUACUAGUUGUGAUAACACAAGUGGGGUGAAACUUGAACCUUCUACCCCAGCCCAUCUUCUCUACAUACUGAUGUAGAGGUUUAUGGAUUUUACUGGGCAGCUGGGAAUCUGCUGCUUUAAAUAGUGCAGCUUGUGCUUCCAGACUUUGAGCAUACUUAACCCAGAAGGCAAAAAUAUCUUUCGGUUCUAGGAAGCUGCCCACACAGGAUAACCCUGGGUUUAAAUGAUGGGACAGACUCUGUAAGGAGAAAAAAGCUGGAGCUGAUGAAGGUAUCCCGUGCCCUUGAUGGAUGAGACAAAAAUAAAGUUUUUGAAGUUGAGACUA
Leptonychotes weddellii (Weddell seal) is the source of this 2771-nucleotide messenger RNA. RefSeq names its product H3.3 histone B (gene H3-3B). NCBI's taxonomy places the organism in Eukaryota, Metazoa, Chordata, Mammalia, Carnivora, Phocidae. Gene Ontology annotation, molecular function: protein heterodimerization activity; DNA binding; structural constituent of chromatin. Gene Ontology annotation, cellular component: nucleosome. The record is from RefSeq and is a predicted model, not a curated record.